Molecule: messenger RNA, 969 nt
Organism: Spodoptera littoralis (African cotton leafworm)
Lineage: Eukaryota; Metazoa; Arthropoda; Insecta; Lepidoptera; Noctuidae
Source: the annotation of a GenBank genome assembly
AUGGUUGGGUAUGACAAAAAUGAUUCCAUGACGUCUCAAGAAAAAUUGGUAGCGGGAUGCCUGUCAGGAGUAAUGACAAAAUGUAUAACUCAGCCAAUGGACGUGAUUAAACUCCGGUCGCAAUUGCUCAGGAAACCUAAACAGACAAAUGUAACAUACAGAGUGGCGAGGAGGAUCUUUUGGGAAGAGGGUAUCACUGCCUUCUGGCACGGCCACGUAUUAGGACAGGUCCAUUCUGUGUUAUCAGUAAGCAGUCAAUUCUUCGUGUAUGAGCUCACCACAAAAUGGUCUUCCUCGUUAGCUAUACCAGACACACUUAAGCCCGUCAAAAAUUUUAUUUGCGGCACCAUUGCUGGUUGUGUACAAACUACCCUGGUGAUACCACUGGAAGUGAUCCGAGUGCGACAGAUGGUGGUUAAAGACCAAUACAGUAGUGUAUUUAAGGGAGCACAAGCAGUGUAUAGGUAUGGGGGAAUCAAAGCUUUCUAUGAAGGUCUAAGUGCUUCAUUGCUGCAGAUGGGACCACAAUCUGGAAUUUCGUUUGCAGUAUUUAGUUUUGUGCAACCUCUACUUCUUAGUUUCUUCACUGUCUGCCCUCCCGAAGAGUGUAGCAAGGGCAACAAGCAUAGAGCUCAAAACAUUGUACUGGCUAGCAGUUUGGCUGCUUCCACCGCUGGCUUCAUCUCCAAGUCGGUCACCUAUCCAUUGGAUUUAGUUAAACGAAGAUUGCAGUUUUCUUCUCACAAGCACAAUCAAAAAUACAAAACGCCAACUCAAGCUCAGCAGUUAAUCAAAUGCAAAAGAUUAUAUAAGUGUCUCAUACAUGCUUACAAAAGAGAAGGGUUUAGAGGACUGUUUAGGGGGUGGACAGUAACCGUUUACAAAGCCCAAAUGACCAGUGUAUUUGCUUUCACAUCGUACGAAAUAAUUUGUUACACUUUCAGAGAGCUAAAAUCAAUAACUCUCUAA